Messenger RNA from Monodelphis domestica (gray short-tailed opossum), 2876 nucleotides. NCBI's taxonomy places the organism in Eukaryota, Metazoa, Chordata, Mammalia, Didelphimorphia, Didelphidae. The record is from RefSeq and is a predicted model, not a curated record.
AUGAAUGUGGUGGAAUAUUAUUGUGUGGUAAACAAUGACGAAUGUAACAAUCAAGCCAAGACAAAUGCUACAACACUCGUACAAAACAAUGUGGAUACCACCCUGACCACAGCACCCAGUCCUCAGACCCAGACCACCAGCCAGACGGCCCCAACACCCACACCCAGCGCUCAGACCCAGACCACCAGCCAGACGACCGCAACACCCACACCCAGCGCUCAGACCCAGACCACCAGCCAGACGACCGCAACACCCACACCCAGCGCUCAGACCCAGACCACCAGCCAGACGACCGCAACACCCACACCCAGCGCUCAGACCCAGACCACCAGCCAGACGACCGCAACACCCACACCCAGCGCUCAGACCCAGACCACCAGCCAGACGACCGCAAAACCCACACCCAGCGCUCAGACCCAGACCACCAGCCAGACGACCGCAACACCCACACCCAGCGCUCAGACCCAGACCACCAGCCAGACGACCGCAACACCCACACCCAGCGCUCAGACCCAGACCACCAGCCAGACGACCGCAACACCCACACCUAGCGCUCAGACCCAGACCAUCAGCCAGAUGACCGCAACACCCACAACACCUAGCGCUCAGACCCAGACCAUCAGCCAGACCCCAGCACCCACUCCUGAAAGUCCUUGUAUGAAGAAGAACUGCGGAGGUGAUUCCUCUUGUAUAGAACUGAACUCUGAAGCUUACUGCCAGUGUUCAGAAGGCUAUUACUAUAACGAGUCAAUGUGUUAUGAAGGAAAAACAUUCCUUGGGACAAUUACAGUGCAAACAGAACUAUCAGGCCUAGAUGACAAAAAGUCUCAAAACUAUCAGAAUUUAUAUUUUUCUGUACAACGUUUCUUUGAAGCUGCAUUUUCCGAAAACAAUACAUAUGGACAAACAAUAAUUCUUGACCUACAGACAUUUGGAACAACCAGAUCUGUAGUUCGCAGCCGAGGCCAAGCUGCUGUAACAGUCACAAACAUAUUUGAAAAAAAUUCAGAAGUAAAUGAGGCUGACGUUACCAAAGCCAUUGAGGAACAGCUGAAGAUUAAUGAUACGUUUUUUUAUGAGACAAAGAAUACGUGUGACCUGACUGGUUGCCUCAGUGAUUGCACAAAUGGUUUACAAUGUCCAUGCCAACAAGACCUGGCAAGACCAGCAUCCAAUCCUUCUUCUUUCUGCUCAGUUUGUUCCUCCACUUGUAAUAAAGAAAGCCAUCAGCAAUGUAUUAAGGAUCCCAGCGCUCUACUUCCAAAAUGCCAGUGCCUGCCAGGCUACAUCAGGAAGGGCAACGGCAAAUGUCAGGAGUGCGAUUUUGGAUAUGGUGGGGUAGACUGCAAGGACAACUAUCUGCUGGUCCUCACCGUGGUGUGUUCUGUUGGUGGGGCCAUCCUCCUGGGCACAAUCAUCGCGCUGAUUGUAAUCAGUUCAAAGAAGAAGAAGAAGAGCAGUGAAGAAGACAGUCUGAUUAGUAGCGACUCCGCCAAUAUGAGGAUGGGGACUCUAGGAUUCAGCAACCUAGGAGCCUCCAAUGGGAGCCUCUUCCCCAAGGUCACUGCUACUCAAUAUGGCAGCAACCAAAGCAAUGGGAGAAGCAAUCCUUAUGAGGACCACUUUUCCCCAAGAUCCGUGCCUGCAAGAGAUUAUUAGGCUAAUAAAAACCAGAAGCCGACCACCACUCAGCAGUGAACUGUGGCCCAGAUUUUGAGUUCUAGAACUGACUUUCCAACUGACAUCCAGUAGAAGAAGAGACUCCACAUGAAGAGGCUGGACGUGGAGCUUGUCUUCUCUGAGAUGUCUAACAACUGGUUGAAAUUGACUAUUGUCUAUUUACUAAAAAGGCAGAUGCCAUUCAGAGUGUCAUAAGGCUAUCGUUGUGGCUAUUUUUGAACCAGUAUAAAGUAGGGACUCAGUCAGAGCCUAUUAAGGUAUCCCUCAUGCGGACACUCCAGAAAUGAGAGUCUGCUGCCUACCAUCAUUCCCUUCCCACUUGGGACACAUGGCGAGGCUCUCUUUGGUGAGAGGGAAGCUCUUGGGAGUCUUAGACUUCACAGAGCCUUCAGUCUUGUCUCAGGAGAGUUGUACAGCCAUGGGAGGCCAGGAGAAGGCAUAGCACCUACCACCCAGCGUUGUUAGGAGGGGAUAUUUGUAAAGCACUAUCAUUAUUCCAAUUAGGUCUUGGCACUCUAAAAUCAUAGUUGUUCAGCUGAGUGCCUGGGGGUGGAUUUGGGCACUGGACCAUCCUAAGAUCAACUCCAGGCAGUGGAACCCCUUCACCUCAGCCCAUCUCCUCUCAAUCCCUUUAAGCUAAUUUAAAUAUAUGGGACUUAACUGGAGCCUUGACACGAAUAGAGAUAGUCAAACUCAACAAAAUCUUUAUUUAAAGUUUUUAUUUUGUUAUUUUUGAUUAGACCUUGUUCUGAUCAUACUGUUUUUGUUUUGUAUUAUGUUGAGCAGACUUGUUCUGGGCUCCCAGCCUGGGGUAUACAUGCUCCCACGGGGCGUAGAAGUUUGCCAAGUAGAAUCUAGGCCACGUGAUAAGUUAUAAUCCUACAGAAUUUAAUCUUUUUUAUUUUAUUUAUCCAUAUGUGCUUGGUGGAUUCUAGAAUUGAUUUCCUUUCGUAUUGAAUAAGGCAUUUGGGAAAGUUUUUUCUUAUGUAUACAUAUGUGUGUGUGUGUGUGUGUGUGUGUGUGUGUGUGUAUGUGUGUGUUAAACUCUAAGCUUUAUUUCCUUUCAUAUUGAAAAGAGGAUCCAGAAAGACUUACUGAAAAAUCAAGGUGUAAGGGGACCAAAAAUAAAUGGACAACUCCUUUUCUAGGCUGUUAUCUGGGCCCCGGAAUAUAAUAAAAUAUCUUUAUACAGAGCA